Molecule: messenger RNA, 867 nt
Organism: Cotesia glomerata
Lineage: Eukaryota; Metazoa; Arthropoda; Insecta; Hymenoptera; Braconidae
Product: protein FRA10AC1
Exons: 4
Coding region: 78-812 (244 amino acids)
Biological process (GO): dephosphorylation
Molecular function (GO): phosphatase activity
Source: RefSeq, a predicted model, not a curated record
UUUGUGUAUUUUUUUCGUGUACUAAAUUGAUAAAGUAGACAAAUGUUAUAAAAAUAUUAAAAUAAACUAAAAAAAAGAUGUUUCCUGCAUACGUACAUUUAUCAGCUUACGAUCGUCACAAAAAAAUAAUCAAUGAUUAUUUUUUUUACAAAGGAGGCUCUGCGCUAAAUCUUAAACGAGACACGUCCCGGCGCAAAACUGAUUAUGAUGUCAUCAAGGAGAAUCACAGAUUUCUUUGGGACGAGGAAGAGGAUACUCCUGACACUUGGGAAGCUCGGCUUGCCAAAAAGUAUUACGAUAAAUUAUUCAAGGAAUAUUGUAUUUGUGACUUGACUUACUAUAAAUACAACAAGGUGGCAUUAAGAUGGAGAACAGAGCAAGAAGUGGUUGUAGGAAAAGGUCAAUUUGAAUGCGGGAGUAAAAAAUGCAAAAUUAAGGAAGGAUUAAAGUCCUGGGAAGUUAAUUUCGGCUAUGAAGAGCAAGGAGAGAAAAAAAAUGCUUUAGUUAAAUUAAGAUUAUGUUCUGAAUGUUCAGAUAAAUUAAAUUAUCACUCUCAGAAGAAACAAGUUCAUAGGAAGAAAAAAGGAUUGAAACGUUUGGGUACGACGUCGGAUAAAUACGAGACUCAAUCUACUGCAUCGAGUUCAACAAACAAUCAAGAUCAAGAUGAAAUAAAAGUAGAACCAGAUGAAGAAACUAAAGAAGAUUCAGGAAAAAAAGAGGAGGAAAUUUGGAAGAAUAAUCCUUCAGAAAGUAUUGAAAAGUCCCGCGAAGAAGAAUUUGAAGAAUAUCUCGCUGAUCUUUUGUUGUAAAUAAUGUAAUUAAUUUUUAUUCUUAUAGUUUUUAAAUAAAUAUAAUUAAAACACA